AUGCCGCCGCGGCGCAGCAUCGUGGAGGUGAAGGUGCUGGACGUGCAGAAGCGGCGGGUGCCCAACAAGCAUUAUGUCUACAUCAUCCGGGUCACGUGGUCCAGCGGCUCCACCGAGGCCAUUUACCGGCGCUACAGCAAGUUCUUUGACCUCCAGAUGCAGAUGUUGGACAAAUUUCCUAUGGAAGGAGGACAGAAAGACCCCAAGCAGCGGAUCAUUCCCUUUCUACCAGGCAAAAUUCUCUUCCGCCGAAGCCACAUCCGGGACGUGGCCGUCAAACGCCUGAUACCAAUCGAUGAAUACUGUAAGGCUCUGAUCCAGCUGCCCCCCUACAUCUCUCAGUGCGAUGAGGUGCUGCAGUUCUUUGAGACAAGACCUGAGGACCUGAAUCCCCCAAAAGAGGAGCACAUUGGGAAAAAGAAAUCUGGGGGUGACCUGACCUCGGUGGACCCCAUGGUCCUAGAGCAGUAUGUGGUGGUGGCCAACUACCAGAAACAGGAGAGCUCGGAGAUCAGCCUCAGCGUGGGGCAGGUGGUGGACAUCAUCGAGAAGAACGAGUCAGGUUGGUGGUUCGUCAGCACCGCCGAAGAGCAAGGCUGGGUCCCGGCCACAUGCCUCGAAGGCCAGGAUGGGGUGCAGGAUGAGUUUUCCCUACAACCUGAAGAAGAGGAGAAGUACACAGUCAUCUACCCAUACACAGCUCGGGACCAGGACGAGAUGAACCUGGAGAGAGGCGCCGUGGUGGAGGUCAUCCAGAAAAACCUGGAAGGCUGGUGGAAGAUCAGGUACCAGGGCAAAGAAGGCUGGGCCCCCGCCUCCUACCUAAAGAAGAAUAGUGGGGAGCCCUUGCCCCCAAAGCUGGGCCCUGGCUCACCCGCACACCCGAGUGCCCUUGACAUGGACGGUGUUGCCCGGCAGCAGAACGCAACCGGCAGGGAGCGGGAGCUGCUCAACAACCAGAGGGACGGCCGGUGUGAAGGCCGCCCGGUGCCUGAUGGCGACAUCAGGCAGAGAUCACCAAAGAUGAGGCAGAGACCCCCUCCUCGCCGGGAUAUGACCAUCCCUCGAGGUCUCAACCUGCCUAAACCUCCCAUCCCACCCCAAGUGGAGGAAGAGUAUUACACCAUUGCCGAGUUCCAGACAACCAUCCCUGACGGCAUCAGCUUCCAGGCGGGCCUGAAGGUCGAGGUGAUCGAGAAGAACUUGAGUGGCUGGUGGUACAUUCAGAUUGAAGACAAGGAAGGGUGGGCCCCGGCCACCUUCAUCGACAAGUACAAGAAGACCAGCAGUGCCUCGAGGCCCAACUUCCUGGCUCCCCUGCCCAGCGAAGUGACCCAGCUCCGGCCGGGGGAUGCAGCAGCGAUGGAGAACAACACAGGCGGCGAAGCCACAGGCCCCUCCCGGCCCCUGCCCGACGCGCCGCAUGGUGCUGCGGACUCCGGGAUGCCGUGGUCCAAAGACUGGAAGGGCGGGAAGGAUGCCCCGAGGAAGGCGUCUGCAGACACGUCUGCGUCCGCAGGCUAUGAGGAGAUCUCAGACCCCGACCUGGAGGAGAAGCCCAGCCUCCCCCCGAGGAAAGAGUCCAUCAUUAAGUCCGAAGGGGAGCUGCUGGAACGGGAACGGCAGAGGCUGGAGCAGCUCCGCGGCUCCCCCAAGCCUCCAGGCAUGAUCCUGCCCAUGAUUCCAGCCAAGCACAGCCCGCCAGCCCGGGACAGCAGGAGGCCAGAGCCCAAACCUGACAAAAGCAAAUUGUUCCAGCUGAAAAAUGACAUGGGGCUGGAGUGUGGCCACAAGGUACUGGCCAAGGAGGUGAAGAAGCCCAACCUCCGGCCCAUCUCCAAGUCCAAAGCCGACCUGCCAGAGGAGAAGGCAGAAGCCAUUGCCCAGAAUCCCUUCUUGAAGACCAAACCUCAGGUUAGGCCCAAGCCAGCUCCUUCCCCCAGGACAGAGCCACCUCAGGGUGAAGACCAAGUGGACAUCUGCAACCUUAGGAGUAAGCUCAGGCCUGCCAAGGCUCAGGAGAAAUCCUUGUUGGAUGGGGAGAGCCUCCAGGCUGGUGGGGGCCCAGACAUGGCCUUCAGCCGAAGCUGUGUCCCAGGGGAGGGGCCUGGCCGCGCCCAGGACAGGACGGGCAGACAGGAUGGGCUCAGCCCAAAGGAGAUGUCCUGCAGAGCCCCUCUGAGGCCAGCCAAGACCACAGAUCCUGUGCCUAAGAACGUGCCUGUCCCUCUCCAAGAGGCUCCCCAGCAGAGACCUGUGGUCCCGCCCCGGAGACCACCACCCCCCAAGAAAACCUCCUCAUCAUCCAGGCCCCUCCCAGAGGUCAGAAGUCCCCAGCGUGAAGCCAGUGACAGCAAGGCAGCUCCCGCCCCAGGCCGUGCCCUACUCGUCCCGCCAAAAGCCAAACCUUUUCUCUCCAACUCCUUAGGAGGCCAAGAUGACAUGCGUGUCAAAGGCGGGCUGGGGCCACGGGGGCCCGGCAAGUCCGGAGAAGGCAGGGAGAAAGCAGCUGCAGCCUCCUUCCCCAGCACCGACAGCCCGAAGGACUCUUUGUUGUAUGUGGCCGUGGCCAACUUCGAAGGAGACGAAGAUACCAGCAGCUUCCAGGAGGGCACGGUGUUUGAAGUCCGGGAAAAGAACAGCAGCGGCUGGUGGUUCUGCCAAGUCCUGAGUGGAGCCCCCUCCUGGGAAGGGUGGAUUCCUUCCAACUAUCUCAGAAAGAAGCCGUAGCCGCCUCCCAUUCUGCCUAGAGGGCCACCUGGCUUUACCCCCGUAUUUAAUAUGCCUCUUAAUUUAUCAUUGUCCACACAGUUUCCAAGGCAGACAGACUCUGGAGUACUGUGGUUUCCUGCCCCCGGGGUAGGGAGUGAGUUGCUGAGACCGCAGGAGUCCCUGGGCUGAUCCCUCUGUCAUAGCAUCCCUGGAGGCUCAGAAGCCGCAGCCCUCGCUUUCUGUCCACGGCAGCAUCCCUGCCUUAAGAGAACGCCGCCUCCUGGCCAAUGGCAUUGCCGCCCGGCGGUGGGACCCUGACUCCAAGGCUUUCAGGACUAGAGGAGAAACUCCAGAAAGGGUCUCUUGUUGCCUGGAUGAGGCAUAGUAAGGGGCAGCCCACCCCGUCCUUAAAAGCUUGCUCUCGGCCAGGCGCGGUGGCUCACGCCUGUAAUCCUAGCACUCUGGGAGGCCGAGGCGGGUGGAUCGCUCGAGGUCAG
This is a messenger RNA of Lemur catta (Ring-tailed lemur), 3209 nucleotides long. RefSeq names its product SH3 and PX domains 2B (gene SH3PXD2B). Gene Ontology annotation, molecular function: superoxide-generating NADPH oxidase activator activity; protein binding; phosphatidylinositol binding. Bases 1 to 2730 code for a protein of 909 amino acids. The record is from RefSeq and is a predicted model, not a curated record. Lineage: Eukaryota; Metazoa; Chordata; Mammalia; Primates; Lemuridae. Gene Ontology annotation, biological process: superoxide anion generation. The transcript is spliced from 13 exons.